This is a messenger RNA of Mercenaria mercenaria, 2253 nucleotides long. RefSeq names its product xaa-Pro aminopeptidase 1-like. Lineage: Eukaryota; Metazoa; Mollusca; Bivalvia; Venerida; Veneridae. The transcript has 21 exons. Gene Ontology annotation, molecular function: metalloaminopeptidase activity. The record is from RefSeq and is a predicted model, not a curated record. The coding region runs from base 90 to 2138 and encodes 682 amino acids.
UUUAUGAUGACGUCACAAAUGAAACAAAAAUACCCAACUCUGCAUUGUGAUUCAGUCUCUAAUUGCCAGGUGAUGUGAACAUAAUCAAAAUGAGGAAUAUAUGGAAUUUAUUUGUAUUAUUCUUCAUUGUAAAAACUACAAGCAGUGUAUAUGGCGCGCAAACUAGACAUAAACGGCAGGCGGCGGGCCUAACACCAGGGAACUGGGAUAGUUGCAAACCGGGAGCACCGGCCCCUCCCACCCGAGUAAAUACAACCGACAGAGUCAUUCAGCUGAGGACUUACUUCACAACCCUUGGUAUCCAGGCCUAUCUCGUUCCUAGUGCAGAUGCUCAUCAGAGCGAGUAUCCUUCACAGUACGACAAAAGACGAGGCUUCAUUUCCGGUUUCAAGGGAUCAGCAGGAUUUGCAGUGAUAACAAUUAACAAGCAGGCGUUAUGGACAGACGGAAGAUAUUUCUUGGAAGCUGAAGAUACUUUAGACUGUAACUGGAUUCUCAUGCGUCAUGGAGAACCGGGCGUUCCUACCAUGACUGAAUGGUUGAAGAAAGAAUUAAGUAGAGGAAAUUUCCUUGGUGUGAGCCCUUUUCUAGUGGGCAGCUCUGACUGGAAAAAAUACGAGGAGGAACUUUUAGCGUCUGGUAUACACAUGCGUCCGGUACAAGAAGAACUUAUUGACAGAUUCUGGAACUCUACACUGGGGCGCCCAGAAAUACCUAAUACCCCAAUUAAAGUGUUGCCGCUACAGUUUGCUGGACGCACUUGGCAAGAUAAGGUGAGUGACAUGCGUACUGCAAUGGAGGCGAAAAGAGUUGACAUGUUAGUUGUCACCGCUUUAGAUGAAACAGCGUGGUUGUUUAAUUUGAGAGCGACCGAUAUAGAUUAUAAUCCUUUCUUUAUAUCCUACGCUAUUGUGGAAAAGGUCAGGGUAACGCUGUUUCUAUUGAACCAUUUAACAAAGAUUACUGCAAACCCAACUGACAAAGCGUCGACCGUAACAGUAGCUGAACAUCUGAAUACAAACAAUGAUGGAACUUGUGCUAACAAAACAGGAGCUUGUGUCGAGGUAAAAGCGUAUAACCCUGACGAUGUUAUCAAUACUGUCAAGUCCCGGUCACAGACUAUCAAUAAAAUUUGGCUGGGCUACUCCUGUAACUAUGCAAUAUAUUCUGCAGUUAAUGAGAGCAAAAUUCACCAAGCCAAUACUCCUAUAGCCAUCGCGAAGGUCCGAAAGAACCCAGUAGAAGUUGCAGGAAUGAAGAAUUCUCAUAUACGAGACGCUGCCGCCCUGAUAUCCUUCCUGGAAAAGUUAGAGAAAGAAGUGAAAGCAGGAAAAGUUUGGACGGAACUGUCUGCAGCAAAAGAUCUCGAAAGAUACAGGACAAAGCAGAAGUAUAAUCGAGGGUUGAGUUUUAAAUCUAUAUCUGGUUUUGGGGCAAAUGGAGCAAUAAUUCACUACUCAGUAACCAACGUGACCAACAUUAAUAUCACAACUAACGGCAUGUACUUGCUAGAUUCUGGAGGACAGUAUCUAGAUGGCACCACAGACGUUACUAGAACAUUCCAUUAUGGCAUACCUACAGAUUAUCAGAAGGAGUGCUACACACGUGUUUUAAUGGGACAUAUCGACUUGUUUCAAGCAAAAUGGCCAAAGGGCUUAUAUGGUCGUGAAAUCGAUACAUUUGCUAGACGACCUCUGUGGGAUGUUGGUUUGGUGUACAGGCACGGUACCGGGCAUGGCAUAGGGAUGUACCUCAGUGUUCAUGAAGGGCCUGGAAGAAUAUCGUUAUCACACAGUUCGUAUGAACGUGAUAACAUCUUGGACACAAAUCAGUUCUUUUCUGACGAGCCAGGUUACUAUGAGGAUGGAAAGUUUGGAAUUAGGUUAGAAAACAUCGUGAUGGUCAAAAAUGCUUCAACUACGUACACAUUUCCAGGAACACAGUUCUUAACGUUUGAACAUGUCACCUUAGUGCCAUACGAACCACAUCUUAUUAAAUUCGAAUUGCUCAGUGGAAAACAGAUUUGCUAUUUAAAUGGAUACAGCAAGAUGGUGAGGGAUCACGUCGGACCAGAGUUAAAAAGGCAGAGAAAGUACGAGGCAUACGAAUGGAUGAUGAGGAAAACAGAGCCAGUAUAAAGUCUAAACACAAUGGGACAGACAGAAAUAGUGUGGCAAGACCUGUUCAUUCAGUUUAGUUUUGGUUUCCUUCGGAUAUAUUCGUUUAAGUUGAACAUUGAAUAAAAUCUAUUAU